Alosa alosa (allis shad) is the source of this 3240-nucleotide messenger RNA. RefSeq names its product leucyl-tRNA synthetase 2, mitochondrial (gene lars2). NCBI's taxonomy places the organism in Eukaryota, Metazoa, Chordata, Actinopteri, Clupeiformes, Clupeidae. The record is from RefSeq and is a predicted model, not a curated record. Gene Ontology annotation, biological process: leucyl-tRNA aminoacylation; mitochondrial translation. Gene Ontology annotation, molecular function: leucine-tRNA ligase activity; ATP binding; aminoacyl-tRNA deacylase activity. Bases 204 to 2918 code for a protein of 904 amino acids. The transcript is spliced from 21 exons. Gene Ontology annotation, cellular component: mitochondrion.
UAUGGCGGCGCCCUUGUAGCGGUGUGAGUUUGACAGCUGAGCAUGUUUUGCGGAAGAGUACGGAGUAAUUCAGGCUAAGCGAGGGAUGAAUUUGGUCUUAUGAGCAAAAACGUGUGUCCGCUUUAAGCUAACAUUGGAAUGAGUUCACCAUAAAUCAAGGACAUCAAUAAGAGGGAAUUUCUGUAGGCUACUGUGGCGUUGCCAUGCAGUCAGUGGUGAAGAGGGUCACUCUGUGCCCACCGGCCCUGGUCAGACAGGGCAUACGUAGUGGGCACCUCCUUUGUCCAGUGCCCUGGUUAAGGCAGGCGUUGUGUCGAAGCCUGUACAGCGAGACGGGGGUGUGGGAGAAGGACUACCGGGUGGAGACCAGGAGGAAGGUGGAGCAGAGAUGGCACCCCCUCAUCAAGGAGCAGUGGAGGAGGAGCAGCAAAAAGGAGAACUCCAGCCGGGAGAAGUUUUAUGUCCUCUCCAUGUUCCCAUACCCGUCUGGCCGUCUGCACAUGGGGCAUGUGCGUGUCUACACCAUCAGUGACACCAUAGCCCACUUCCAGAGGAUGAGGGGCCACCAGGUGCUGAACCCCAUGGGCUGGGACGCCUUUGGCCUGCCUGCUGAGAACGCUGCCAUAGAGCGAGCUCUGGACCCCGAGGAGUGGACCAAGAGUAACAUCCAGUCCAUGCGAGAGCAGCUAGACAGUCUGGGUCUUUGCUUUAACUGGGACAGGGAAGUAACCACGUGCCUGCCCGACUACUACAGAUGGACCCAGUUCCUGUUCGUCAAGCUGUUUGAGGCAGGGCUGGCCUAUCAGAAAGAGGCGGUGGUGAACUGGGACCCAGUGGAUCAGACUGUGCUGGCCGAUGAGCAGGUGGACGAGGCUGGGCGCUCCUGGAGGUCUGGGGCCCUGGUGGAACAGAAGCUGCUCAAGCAGUGGUUCAUCAAGACCACCAACUAUGCCAAGCCCCUCCUUGAUGCUCUUGCGGAGCUUCCUGAGUGGUAUGGCGUGAAGGGCAUGCAGGCCAACUGGAUUGGUGAAUGUUCCGGCUGCUUCUUCCAGUUCCAGCUCAAGCUGGAUGGAGAGGAGACAGGGGAGACUCUGGAGGCCUACACCCCAGCACCAGAGGGCGUGUUUGGGGCAGCCUACGUCUCCAUCCUCCCCUCUCACCGGCUGCUCCAUGGGUCCAGCCGCCUGAAGACUGCACUUAGCAGAGCACAACAGCAUGGGAGGGAUUGCCUAACUGAGGUCACAGCGCGAAGCGUGUUCACUGGCCGAGAAGUUCCCGUGGUCAUAUCAGCCCAAGCAGAAUUCCAGGGUCACCUGGAUGCAGUGAUAGGUAUUCCAGACCUCAAUAAGGAGGACGCCGUGGUGGCGAGUGUGCUGUCUCUGCAGUGGCCCUCCGUACUGCAGACUCAGGAGGACCAAUCUCAGACACUUCUCAACUCUGCAGAGUUCACAGGCCUCAGCAGGGAGGAGGCUUUUGACUCCAUUACCCAGAAAGCCAGGGAGAUGAAAGCAGGUGGUCACCUGACCAGCUCCAAACUCCGUGAUUGGCUGAUAUCGCGGCAGCGUUACUGGGGCACACCCAUUCCUGUCAUCCACUGCGGCUCGUGCGGCCCGGUCGCCGUGCCAGAGGAGGAGCUUCCCGUCACUUUGCCCAAAGUCGCCCUCACCGGGAAAGGGGCGUCACCCUUGCAGUCCGCCCAGGAGUGGAUCCGCUGCACCUGCCCCAGGUGUAAGGGUCCCGCUCAGAGAGAGACUGACACCAUGGACACGUUUGUUGACUCCUCUUGGUACUACUUCAGAUACACAGACCCUCACAAUCAGACCAGUCCGUUUGAGCGUUCUCUGGCUGAUCAUUGGCUGCCAGUAGAUGUGUACAUUGGUGGGAAGGAGCAUGCCGUCAUGCAUUUGUACUACGCCAGAUUCCUCAGUCAUUUCUGCAGGGAUCAAGGCAUGGUGUCUUACAGGGAGCCCUUCAGGAAGCUCCUGGUGCAGGGGUUGAUUAAAGGCCAGACCUUCCGCUGUGCUGACUCCGGCCAGUACCUGAAGAGAGAGGAGAUCGACCUCAGUGGUUCUGACCCGGUGGUGUCCGGGACUGGCGGUGCGGUCCAGGUGAGUUGGGAGAAGAUGAGCAAGUCCAAGCACAACGGCCUGGACCCUCAGGAGGUGGUGGAGCAGUAUGGCAUCGACACGGUGCGCCUCUUCAUCCUGUACGCCGCUCCGCCCGAGCAGGACAUUCUCUGGGACGUCAAGACCGACGCCCUCCCUGGCGUGUUGCGUUGGCAGUCUCGUCUCUGGUCACUGGUCACUAAGCUACGUGAGGCCCGACAGGCCGGUGGGACCCCUGACCCUUCCACCCUCAACAAGCGGGAGCGGACCGCUGCCCACAAGAUCUGGGAGAGCAAAAACUACGCCAUCCAGGAAGUCACAGGUCACUUCACAGAGGACUUCCUGCUGAACGCUGCUAUCUCUCGCCUCAUGGGCCUGAGCAACACACUCGCCCAAGCAAGUGCUGGUGUGAUUCUACACAGUGUGGAGUUUGAGGAGGCGCUGGCUGCUCUCUGUGUGAUGACUGCACCAAUGGCCCCCCACCUGGCCUCAGAACUCUGGACAGGUCUGUGUGGAGUGAGGAACCCUCAGUGUAAGCUGCUGUGUGAGAGGGGGAAUGUGCUGCAGCAGGCCUGGCCCACUAUAGACCCCCAGUACCUGGAGACUCCUGAUACUCUGGAGGUGGCAGUGAGGAUCAACAAUAAGGUGUGUGGGAGUGUGUCUGUGCCUCGCCAGGUGGCCCAGGAUGCCCAGCAGGUCCGGGAGUUGGUCUUGGCCAGCCCCCUGGGUGUCCGUCUCCUUGGCGACCGCAUCAUCAAGAAGGCCAUCCUCUCUCCCCGCACAGCACUCAUUAACUUCCUGGUGGAGGAGUGAGGCGGGGCUAAGAUGGAGGAGGAGUGAGGCGGGCACAGAUGCCUUAUUGACUGAUUACGCUGUCACUCAAGUGGACUCGGAAGUGAAUCCGGGAGAUGGGCUUUUGCUCUCCUCUUACCUCCUCCACCCAUGAACAGGGAUUGGAGUGCACUGGACGCUGUUGUCCUUUCUUUUUUAACUGAAGACAAAAAGACGUCUAUUUUUUUUUACUUUGUGUGUGUUCGUUCGCGUUGACUCCUGCAGCUCAUAGCCCAGCCAGGGAGAGGGCGGGCCAGAGCCUCGGUCUGUCCGUCAUGAAAUUAAAAUGGCUGUCUAAAGUGGC